CCUCUGCGCGUCUCUCGCCCCUCCCCUCUCCUCUCCUCCCCUUCCCCAACCCCUGAAGUGGUCGACUGGUCGCGAGCCAGCGGCCACCACCGUUUCCGCCGCGCACAGAUCCGCCCAAUCCCUGCGGCCCCUGGCCAGGGCUCCGGUACGAACGCCGCGUACCGCAGUCUCCCCUGCCCGACCAGCGUGUCACUUCCGGAUCGCGCAUCAGCAGCCCCUCCCUCCACCCCCGCGCGGAGCCGAGCCGACUCGACCAUAUUCGGCGGAAUCUGGCGAGGCGUCGGCCGCUACCGGGUUAGACUCCUCGGAAUUGGUGGCGGGUUGGUGGCCGGAGGCUAGUCGGGGAUGUCACCCGAGGGGGGAGUUCUAGGGUUAGGAUUUGGUGCCGUGGUGUGAGGCGAUGGCAGACGGGGGUAGGAUGAAGGGCGUGGAGGGGAGCGGGGAGGGUGCCGGGCAGGAUGAGGAGAGGGAUGAAGAUGCGCGCGAGGAGCCGGAGCUCGCACUGUCGCUGGGGCGGCGAGGGUGGCACCUGCCCCCGCAACCUCCGCCGGCGCCCGCGUUGAGAUGGUCGAUGGUCUUCUCGGCUUGGGACCCUGACGCUUCUGGGAGUUCUCGGGCUGCCGAGAGGAUUUGGGACUCACCUCCUGUCCCGCCGCUCAGGUUCCCUGACAUGUGGCGUGGUGUUCGUGCAGACGGUGAUGCAGGGGGUGCUGGGGAGACUGAGGAGCACAACGACGACGAGGAAGAGGAUGAGAUUGAGGAUGGAGAUAGGGACCUGCAGAAUAAACGUCCAAAGGUGCGAGGCUUUGGCGAAGAAAGCCCACAACAUUCUGGUGUUAAUGCAUCCUUCUUUGGAUUUGAACCACCACAUUUGAAUGCUUUUGCUGAACAUGAUCAUUUGAAGCUGUCACAUUGUCCAGAAAAUGAAUUGGAUUUUGGUUUAUCACUUUUCUCAAAUGAUGGUGGGAAUGAAAUUCAAAGGGAGACCAAUAAUCAGGAGGCCGGUGGUUUAGAAAAAUCAGGUGACAGAAAUGCUGAAGGCGUUGCAAUAAGAAUGGAUCUGUCUGAUGAUCUCUUGCACCUGAUAUUUUCCUUCUUGUGCCAGAAGGAUUUAUGUAGAGCAGGCGCUGCCUGCAAACAGUGGCAAUCUGCUUGUAUACAUGAGGAUUUCUGGAAGUGUUUGAAAUUUGAGAACACCAGAAUAUCUCUGCAGAACUUCGUUAAUAUCUGCCACCGUUAUCAGAAUGUGACGGAUCUCAAUUUAUCUGGUGUCUCAGAUGCUGAUUUGCUAGUGAUGGAUGCAAUAACGUUCUUAAGGCACCUUAAGACAUUAACAAUGGGUAAGGGACACCUAGGAGAGGCAUUUUUUCAAACUUUGGCUGAAUGCCCAUUGCUGAAUACUUUAACAGUCAGUGAUGCAUCCCUUGGUAGUGGCAUUCAAGAAGUAACUGUUAAUCAUGAUGGACUGCGUGAACUUCAAAUUGUGAAGUGUCGUGUACUCAGAGUAUCUAUCAGAUGUCCGCAACUUCAACUACUGUCUCUGAGGCGAACUGGCAUGGCUCAUGUAUCACUCAAUUGUCCUCAGUUGCUUGAAUUAGAUUUUCAGUCCUGCCAUAAGCUUUCUGACACUGCAAUUCGUCAAGCUGCUACAGCGUGUCCACUGUUAGCGUCACUAGAUAUGUCCUCCUGCUCGUGUGUUACUGAUGAGACAUUGCGUGAGAUAGCUUCUGCAUGUCAAAAUCUUUCUGUUCUUGAUGCAUCGAACUGCCCGAACAUCUCAUUUGAGUCGGUAAAGCUUCCAAUGCUGAUAGACUUGAGACUAUCAAGUUGCGAGGGUAUCACAUCUGCUUCAAUUGGUGCGAUAUAUUAUAGUCGUAUACUUGAGGCAUUGCAACUUGACAAUUGUAGUCUGUUGACAUCUGUGUCUUUGGAUAUGCCACAUCUCAGGAAUAUUAGUCUUGUACACCUGCGCAAGUUUGCUGAUUUAAACCUGCGAAGUCCUGUGCUUUCUUACAUUAAAGUUUCCAGAUGUUCAGUACUUCGUUGUGUAAGCAUAACAUCAAAUGCUCUUCAGAAACUGGUGCUUCAAAAGCAAGAGAGCCUGUCUAGUUUAUCAUUGCAAUGCCACAAUUUAAUUGAUGUGGAUCUUAGCGAUUGUGAAUCAUUGACAAAUGAAAUUUGCGAAGUUUUCAGUGAUGGAGGUGGUUGCCCUAUGCUCAGGUCAUUAAUUCUUGAUAAUUGUGAGAGUUUGUGUGUUGUGGGACUGAAUAAUAGUUCUUUAGUUAAUCUCUCACUUGCUGGUUGCCGUUCGAUGACAUUCCUGAAACUUGCAUGCCCAAGGCUUCAAAUGGUGAAUCUUGAUGGUUGUGAUCAUCUUGAAAGAGCAUCAUUUUGUCCAGUUGGUCUUGAAUCCCUGAAUCUCGGAAUUUGUCCAAAGCUGACUGUCCUACACAUAGAGGCCCCUAAUAUGUCUAUAUUGGAGCUGAAGGGUUGUGGUGUACUUUCUCAGUCUUCAAUUAAUUGUCCUCGAUUGACAUCUUUAGAUGCCUCUUUCUGCAGACAGCUUAUGGAUGAUUCACUGUCCCGGACAGCAGAGGCAUGCCCCCUCAUCGAACAUCUUAUCCUGUCAUCAUGUUUAUCCAUUGACAUCACUGGAUUGUCUUCACUGAAUUGCCUUCAUAUGCUGGCCUUGCUUGACCUAUCAUAUACAUUUUUGAUCAACUUGAAGCCGGUUUUUGACAGUUGUCCACAGUUAAAGGUCUUGAAACUUUCAGCUUGCAAGUAUCUGAGUGAUUCUUCUUUAGAUCCACUCUACAGAGAGUGUGCUCUCCCAAUGCUUACUGAGCUAGAUCUAUCGUACUCGUCAAUUGGGCAGACUGCGAUAGAGGAACUUCUUGCAUGUUGUACAAAUCUGGUUAAUGUUAACUUGAACGGUUGCACGAACUUGCAUGAAUUGGUAUGUGGGUCAGAUUAUUGCUCGUCUGUUGACAUGCCAAUUGAUGUUUGCCCCUCUUAUUCCGCACCAGACAAGACUAAAGAGAUCAAUGAGAGCCCCUAUUCUCUGCUUGAAGUCCUCAACUGCACUGGUUGUCCAAACAUUAAGAAAGUUGUUAUUUCUUCAGUGGCAAACUACCUGAAUUUGUCCAAAAUCAACCUUAAUCUUUCAGCACACUUGAAGGAAGUAGAUCUAAAGUGCUCCAAUCUUUACAAUUUAAACCUGAGCAAUUGCAGCUCACUAGAGAUUCUGAAGCUUGAUUGCCCAAGAUUGGCUAACCUCCAACUUCUGGCAUGUACUAUGUUGCAAGAGGAGGAACUAGAAUCUGCACUAUCUUUUUGUGGUUCAUUGGAGAUCCUCAACGUACACUCUUGUCCAAAGAUAAACGCUCUGGAUUUUGGCAGACUGCAGGCCGUUUGCCCAACCCUUAAGCGCAUCCAGAGCAGCCUCAUUGCGUAGUAUGAAGGAUGUUGUCAUCUUGAUGGACCAGAGGAACUAGCCCAGUCCAGAUCUAUAACACUAGUGCCUCAUCGUGCUGCCAUUGUACAUACUAGUGCAGCAUCGCCAAUAUAAUGCACGGCAGCGUCUAUUAGGAACCAGGACCGAUGUGUGCCUAUUUUCUUUUGAAGUAAUAAGUACCUUGCUGAAUAGCUGGAACAUGGAAAGUGUUUGUUUGUAUUUGCUUCUGAAGUGCACCGAUGAAGCAAGCAGAUCUGUACUCCGGUUUAUAUGACUGAAUAAUCAUCUUGUUUGGAUCUGAAUUAGUAAUUUAUUAUAUGCCAUGCUUAUUCUGUGUGAAUUAA
Brachypodium distachyon (stiff brome) is the source of this 3798-nucleotide messenger RNA. RefSeq names its product F-box/LRR-repeat protein 15. The transcript has 17 exons. Gene Ontology annotation, molecular function: protein binding. The record is from RefSeq and is a predicted model, not a curated record. The coding region runs from base 401 to 3454 and encodes 1017 amino acids. NCBI's taxonomy places the organism in Eukaryota, Viridiplantae, Streptophyta, Magnoliopsida, Poales, Poaceae.